UCUUCCAAUUUCCAAAACCAUUCGUAAACCCAUUCUGAGGGUCGCUUCCCUCGAUCCCACUCGUGGUGGUAAACCGUGAAAGUAGCUAGAGCAGCAAUGGCUAGCGGUACCCUCAACGGAGACAUCCUAAUGCUUGAGGCAGCACCGGAGGCCGCUCGGCCAUGGGCGAGCGCGUCGAAUGCGGAGAUAGUAGACGCAUUACCCUACAUAGACGAGGAUUAUGGGGAUUCAAAGGUUAAGGCGGAAGUCGAUCGAUUGAUCGAGGAAGAGAUGCGCAGGAGCACCAAGAAGCCCGCUGACUUCCUCAAGGAUUUGCCCCCCUUACCCAAGUUCAAUUUCGAGAAUCACCCUACGAUUGCCAAGGAAUAUGAGCGUGUGAGAGCUGGAAGGCCUCCGGUUGCACUUGAUUUUUCGUCAAGAUAUCUAAUCGAACCGCCACCAAUGAGUAAGAGAAAUGAUGAAAGUGCUUGGAAGCAGUCACUUCAGAGAGCUCAACGCUCACUACAACAUCAAGUCACUAGGCUGGAGAAUUUGGAUCUUAUGAUAAAAUAUGGUCCAGAUGUUUGGAGACAGAACAACCAACGAUUAGAAGCACUCUUAUCCAGAAUGCAAAAAUUAGCUCAGGAGCAGAAUGAAAAAAUUGAAACUGUAAACCGUGAAAGAAAAUAUCAUCAGCAAAACACUGCGUAUGAGCUGAAUACUUUGUCUGCACAAUGGAAGGAGCUUUGCCAAAAAAAUAUAGAAAUUCAAGCUGCUUGUGCUCAAAUUGAAGGCCAUCUAGACGAAUUAAGGAAGGAAGCUGCUGAGAGAGGCUGGAACUUGGAAGCUGAAUUAGAGAAUGGUGCUGUAUUGCAUUCAGGAUAGUAAGGCUGUUGAGGAGAAUCAGUUGAGUUGAACAUUAAUGGAAGCCAUGGAAUGAUCUGCAUUCAAACCUUUCGAUUCCAGACUUUAGUUUGCUGCUGCACCUUCAAUGGAUAAUCAUAUGUGAUUUUGUAGCAGCUUUGUGACUUGGGAAUCACAUCCCAAUUUGCCAUUGGAUGUCCCUAUCUGCUUGUUUAUUGUACGCUGUCUACCAUGUACUCUUACAUUCCUGAGAAAUCUAAGUAGUCUGGUGUGAUUACCACACAACCUCUCCCAUUUUGGUUUUCCUUUUAGUCUUUGCCGUUAUUUGUCAUCUGUUUUAGCUUGAAGUUUAGUGAAAGCUUAAUGAUGUCUUUGAGAUGUUUGCAAAUAAUCUUGAUUGCAGGUG
This is a messenger RNA of Rubroshorea leprosula, 1249 nucleotides long. The record is from the annotation of a GenBank genome assembly. Lineage: Eukaryota; Viridiplantae; Streptophyta; Magnoliopsida; Malvales; Dipterocarpaceae.